Messenger RNA from Olea europaea var. sylvestris, 1516 nucleotides. RefSeq lists its product as uncharacterized. The record is from RefSeq and is a predicted model, not a curated record. Bases 198 to 1232 code for a protein of 344 amino acids. NCBI's taxonomy places the organism in Eukaryota, Viridiplantae, Streptophyta, Magnoliopsida, Lamiales, Oleaceae. The transcript has 3 exons.
GACCAGCCUAUAAAUAUUUGAAAGUGAAAUAUUGGGAGCAUAAUAUUUCAGGUGCAUUGCAUGAAUCUCCGACUCUUCUUCCCACACCCCCACCCCUACGCCGACGGCACCCCCUAUCCCAUCCCAUCCCAUCACAUAGAUCGGAUUAUUGUGUUCAUCAGGACAGAGAUUACUCCAAGAAUUCCAUAACACUCACCAUGGAUUACUCCAAGAAUUCCAUAACAAAUCUUGCAAUUAUCUCUCUAUUACUAGCAACUGUUAUUCUUCUCUGUUCUUGGAAUCCCUUGACGGACCAAAGUUUUUUUCCCUUCAAGAAACACUCACUUUCAGAACCAAAUUCUACGCUAGUGAAAGAUGAACUGGAAAUAGCUUUAAAGAAGGCUUCAAUGGGCGACAAGACUGUGAUUAUAUCCCUUGUUAAUAAAGCCUACGUAGAGCCACAUGCGGAUGAAUAUCCAACAAUGUUUGAUCUUUUUCUUGAGGGUUUUUGGGUUGGAGAAGAAACUAGGCCAUUGGUGGAUCAUUUGUUACUUGUCGCCAUGGAUCAGACAUCGUAUGAUCGCUGCAAAUUCCGGCGGUUGAACUGUUAUAAGCUGGUCGGUGGUGGCGGAAAUUUCACCGGAGAAAAGCUUUACAUGUCCGAUGAGUUCAUCAAGAUGAUGUGGAGAAGAACUCUUUUUCUUCUGGAAGUCCUUAAGCGUGGAUAUAAUUUCAUCUUCACGGACACGGAUAUAUUAUGGCUUAGGAAUCCAAUUUCAAGACUAAGAAAGAACGAAAACAGAGAUUUUCAAAUAAGCACGGAUUUGUUCAAUGGCAAUGCAUCCUCAGAAGAGAACCUAAUCAACACAGGUUUCUACUUCAUCAGAUCAAAGGACAAGACGAUAUCGUUAUUUGAAAAAUGGUACGGCAUGAGGGAUAACUCGACAGGCCUAAAAGAGCAAGAUGUUUUAGCAAACAUGGUAAGAGGAGGAGUGCUAAAUGAAUUAGGUCUUAAAACAACGUUUCUCAAUACCCUCUAUUUCAGUGGGUUCUGCAAAGAUAGCAGCGAUAUUACGGCAGUGGCCACCGUCCACGCCAACUGCUGCAGGAGUAUUGCCGCCAAGGUGGUGGAUCUGAAGGCGGUUUUGAGAGAUUGGAAGGGGUUCAAGAGCAAUGCAACUGCUAGUAAUUCUAGCACAAACAACUUUCAAUGGUCAAGCCAUGUUGCUUGUACGAAUUCAUGGAACAAGUGAGAAAUAGGAAAAUUAUAGCAUUUUUUCUCUAUAUAUUGAUAUACGUCCUUUAGUAGCCAUUUGUAAUUUUUUAAGAGAUAAGUGAAGGUUUAAAAGGAAGCAUCCAAGGCGGCAGACAUAAUGGCCAAAGGCCCUGAUCCAUAUGUAACUUAAGCAACAGGUUUUCCUCCAUUCUUACGGCUAUACGUUUAAAGCCAUUAAUACAGCCUAUUCUUGCAAGAAUAUAUGUAUUAUAUUUGAACCAGAUGAAAAUAGUUGGAAAUGAACGUUUGAACAUUCGACCU